GCGCUACUGCGCAUGGCACGUUACGUCCCUCCCUCUCGGCAACCGGCCUGGUGGCAGAGCAGCCAUAAACUGAGGAGGCGGAGCCCAGCCGGGGUCGGGACUGCGCGCUCACUCCAGGACCAGGUUUAAUUUUUGAACUUGAACCAGGUCUACCCAUUAGGAACUCAUGUCUUUUCUUGUAAGUAAACCAGAACGAAUUAGGCGGUGGGUCUCGGAAAAGUUCAUUGUUGAGGGCUUAAGAGAUUUGGAACUAUUUGGAGAGCAGCCUCCGGGUGACACUCGGAGAAAAACCAAUGAGGCGAGCUCAGAGUCCAUAGCCUCUAUCUCUAAACAAGAGACCAUGAGCAACGUUCAGCCAGAAGGAGAGUGUUAUGAGCUACUCACCACUAUAGGGAAAGGAUUUGAGGACCUGAUGACAGUGAAUCUAGCAAGGUACAAACCAACAGGCGAGUAUGUGACGGUGCGGAGGAUUAACCUGGAAGCUUGUUCCAAUGAGAUGGUGACUUUCUUGCAGGGGGAGCUUCAUGUCUCUAAACUCUUCAACCAUCCCAAUAUCGUGCCAUAUCGAGCCACCUUUAUUGCAAACAAUGAACUGUGGGUGGUCACAUCUUUCAUGGCAUAUGGUUCUGCCAAGGACCUUAUCUGUACACACUUCAUGGACGGUCUGAGUGAGCUGGCGAUCGCGUACAUCCUGCAGGGGGUGCUGAAGGCCCUGGACUACGUCCACCACAUGGGCUACGUACACAGGAGUGUCAAAGCCAGCCACAUCCUGAUCUCUGUGGAAGGGAAGGUCUACCUGUCUGGUUUACGCAGCAACCUCAGCAUGAUCAGUCAUGGGCAGCGGCAGCGUGUGGUCCACGAUUUCCCCAAGUACAGUAUCAAAGGUCUGCCUUGGCUCAGCCCGGAGGUCCUCCAGCAGAAUCUUCAGGGUUACGAUGCCAAGUCUGACAUCUACAGUGUGGGAAUCACAGCCUGUGAACUGGCCAAUGGCCACGUGCCCUUUAAGGACAUGCCUGCCACCCAGAUGCUGCUGGAGAAACUGAACGGCACAGUGCCCUGCCUGCUGGACACCAGCACCAUCCCUGCCGAGGAGCUGACCAUGAGCACCUCACGCUCGGGAGCCAACUCGGGCCUGAAUGAGAGCCUGGCCCCCAGCACCCCCAGGGCCUCCAACGGUGACUCGCCCUCCCACCCCUAUAACCGCACCUUUUCGCCCCACUUCCACCACUUUGUGGAGCAGUGCCUUCAGCGCAACCCGGAUGCAAGACCAAGCGCCAGCAGCCUCCUGAACCAUUCUUUCUUCAAGCAGAUCAAGCGACGUGCCUCAGAGGCUUUGCCGGAAUUGCUUCGUCCUGUUAACCCCUUUGCCAAUUUCGAGGGCAACCUAGCUCAAGAUCACAAUGACAUCUUCGGCCUCAUCACAAACAUGGAAGAGCUCGAGGUGGAUGACUGGGAGUUCUGA
Molecule: messenger RNA, 1462 nt
Organism: Chrysochloris asiatica (Cape golden mole)
Lineage: Eukaryota; Metazoa; Chordata; Mammalia; Afrosoricida; Chrysochloridae
Gene: STRADA
Product: STE20-related kinase adaptor alpha
Exons: 13
Coding region: 167-1462 (431 amino acids)
Biological process (GO): protein phosphorylation
Molecular function (GO): protein kinase activity; protein serine/threonine kinase activator activity; ATP binding
Source: RefSeq, a predicted model, not a curated record